AUGGGGGAUGCCGGUACCGGUGAGGGAAACGCGACCCUACCGGCUCCCCCUUCCCCUGCGCUCCCCCGAACCGGCUGCCCCCGCCCCGCCCCGCUCCCCCCGCGCCGUUCCCGGUUCCCGGGGGGCACUCGGGGGCACGGCGCGUUCUCCCCCCGCCGCUGCCGGGGCGGGGCCGGGAUCCGGAGCACUCCGGGAGGGGGGGAUGGCGGCGGGAAGGGCUCCGGGAGGCGGCCGCCACCCCCCGGUGGGACUGUCCCUGCCGGUAACGUGUGCCCCCCGCGACAGCGAACGGAGCAGAGCGGCCCCGGCCCCCGCGGAAAAGCCCUGAGGGAGGCGGGAGCCGGCGGCGAGGAGGAGGAGGAGGAGGAGGAGGAGGAGGGAGAGGAAGCGAGGGAAGGAGCCAGGGGAAAACAGGAGCGGGAAGAGCUCGGAGCGGAGCCCGGGAGCGGCCGGAGCGCGCCGGAGGACAGCCGGACCCCCCCGCGGCCACCGCCGGACCCGCCACCCCUCCUCGACGACACCGCGCGUCUCUUUCCAGCUGGAAUUCCGCUUCCCGACAAACCCCAUCCUCUCCUCCUCCUCCUCCUCCUCCUCCUCCUCCUCCUGCCGCUGCCACCAGCGGUGUCACCGCAGGGCCACCAGCGGAGUGUCCCCGCAUGGUGCGGCCGUGAGCGGCGGCGUUAA
Messenger RNA from Serinus canaria (Common canary), 684 nucleotides. Its product is annotated as collagen alpha-1(III) chain-like. The transcript has 2 exons. The coding region runs from base 1 to 684 and encodes 227 amino acids. NCBI's taxonomy places the organism in Eukaryota, Metazoa, Chordata, Aves, Passeriformes, Fringillidae. The record is from RefSeq and is a predicted model, not a curated record.